Molecule: messenger RNA, 1785 nt
Organism: Osmerus eperlanus (European smelt)
Lineage: Eukaryota; Metazoa; Chordata; Actinopteri; Osmeriformes; Osmeridae
Product: complement C3-like
Exons: 16
Coding region: 13-1566 (517 amino acids)
Cellular component (GO): extracellular region
Molecular function (GO): protein binding
Source: RefSeq, a predicted model, not a curated record
CAGAAAUAAGAAAUGAUGCCCGUGCAUCACUUUCAGAGUAUGACAAGUAAUAUGAACAAGGCAGUGGCUUACCUACAGAAACGUCUGCCCGAUAUCAAAAAUCCCUAUUCUGUUGCCAUGGUAUCCUACGCCAUGGCCAACCAUGGCGCACUUGACAAGGGACUGCUUCUUAAGUUCUCUACAGGUCUAGACCACUGGAAGGUCCCCGAGGGAUCUGGAACGUUCACCCUGGAGGCCACUGCCUACGCUCUGCUGGCCCUGCUGAAGGCUGAUGCUCUGCAGGAGGCAGGGCCCAUCGUCAAGUGGCUUAGUCUGCAGCGUAGACCUGGUGGUGGCUACGGAUCUACCCAGGCAACUAUCAUGGUGUACCAGGCAGUGGCUGAGUAUUGGUCCAAAACCCAAAACGUGAAGGAGGUUGACCUGCAAGUAGAUAUCCAUGUAGCUGGCAGGGAGAACCCAGACAAGUGGAAUUUUAACAGGAGAAACCAAUUUCUCACCAGAACCACAAAGGUCCCGGAUGUCAAUCAGAACCUGACAGUGGAAGCCAGAGGAGUUGGCACCGCCACCAUAUCUGUGCUGACUCUGUACUAUGCCGUCUUGGACAAAAAGAAUCCUGGCUGUAAUGACUUUGACCUGGAAGUGGAAAUGGUGAAAGAAGGAAAAGCAUCUUACCCUGGUGCUGAAGCAACCUACUUGCUGAAAAUAAAGACAAGAUAUAAGAGCAAGGAAAGAGAUGCCACCAUGUCGGUUCUGGACAUUGGCCUGCUAACUGGCUUCAUAGUGGACAUUGGGGAUCUGACAAAGUUGAAGGAAGGGAAAGAUCGCUACAUUGAGAAAUUUGAGAUGGACAAGGCUCUGUCUGAAAGAGGCUCCCUCAUUAUCUAUCUGAAUCAGGUGUCUCACACAGAGUGGGACCAUGUGAACUUCAGGAUCCACAGUGUUGAUAAGGUUGGGGUCCUACAACCUGCAGCAGUGACUGUGUAUGAGUAUUAUCAGAAAUCCCGUUGUAGGGUGUUUUACCAUCCACAGCGAACGGAUGGAGGCCUUCUGAGACUGUGUUCCGGGAAGGACCAAAGCAUCUGUAAAUGUGCUGAAGAGAACUGCAGCAUGCAGAAGAAGCUGGGCUUAGAAGAUAGCGACCGUUCUGAAAAGGCCUGUGAGGUCACAAAAGACCAGUCAGUGGAUUACGUCUUCAAAGUCCAGAUGGAGAAGAUGGUCCCAGAUGCCACUACAGACAUGUACACCAUGAGGAUAGUGGACGUCCUCAAAGGAGGCAUUGAUAAGAGUGCGAUGGGAAAUCUGCGUGAGUUUGUGGCCUUUGCUCUCUGCAGAGAAAGUCUGGGCCUUCAGGAGGGGAAAACGUACCUCCUCAUGGGUGUCUCCAAGGACGUCUAUAAACCCAGAGAGGAAGCCAAUGUUGAGUACCAGUAUGUCCUGGGUGAGCAGACCUGGGUGGAGUACUGGCCCACACCAGCAGAGUGCCCGAAACAGCCCUACCGGCAGACCUGUAGGGGGCUGGAAAAGCUGGUGACUGAGCAGAAGAUUGAAGGCUGCCCACAAAAAUAAGUCUGGGUGGAAGUUUCCAAAAUGACCGCUUACUGUCUACCAAUUUUGCCAAUUGUUGGAUUCUAAAAUGUAUUAAAUAAUUACAUGUGACAAAAUAAAAUGUCAGCUAAAAUGUAAGCAUGUGUCUUACAUUGGCACAGUCAGCAACGUGUGGUUACCAUGGCACCCUCCUGCUUUGGCGGAAAUGAUCAUUAAAGUGAAAUUCUUGCUUCUAAUAAA